GUGAUAGGCGGGGUAGGAACCGUUGUGAGGGUUGUAUGUUGCUGGGGGGAGAGCACAAUAAAGUAUGUUCCGUCUUGACAUGAACGAGCGUCUGUCCCGUCUCUGCCUUAAGGGUUUCUAUGUACCUAUUAAACAAUAGAACAUGGUGUCAGAAGUGGGAUCCAAAAGUGUCGAAGCGAAGAGACUACUGGACUAGAGUAAGUCCCAAGCAAGACAGGACGUUGAAAGUGAUAAAAGUAACUUCAGUCCGCUAGCACGGCUAGGCAGGAGCUAACGCUAAGGGAGACGAGGAAGAAAACAACGAGGCUCGAAAAGAUGGCGCAAUAUCAAGUAAUGCCACCGGAAAAAUUCACGUUCAAGGCAGAAGACUGGCCCAAAUGGAUAAAACGCUUUGAGAGGUUUCGCAUCGCAUCAGGUUUGGAAACUCAAGCGGAGGAGAACCAAGUGAAUGCACUAAUCUACAGUAUGGGAGAAGAAGCGGAGGACAUUUUGGUUUCCCUCCACCUCACCCCAGAACAAAUGAGUCAACAACGAGCCAUUCGCGGAAAUGUUGUGUGCGUGCCGUCUGAAGUACAGGAGACAGUCGAUGCUUUGCCGAGGAUAAGAAGUAAGUCGCAGAUGUUGAGAGUGAAACUGAAGAGACGGCUUUGCUACAAAGGCCAUCAGUUUUUUCAAACUGUCACUUGGUCCAAGCUAAUGAGCGCUCUGAUAAAACUGAAGCAAAUUCAUCCGCAAUACAGAAGCAUAACUAUCCGCGACGAUCCGGACCUUUGCGACCCAACCCUCACUGAUGACGAGAGCGGCUCAGAUGAAGCGGAAAUGAGCGACAUCGAGUACAAUGAGGAAGCCCUGGAGGAGAUGUACAGAUUUGAGACUGAAGCUCUGCGUGAAAUGAACGGUGAGUCACAAAAUGUCAAUCAGCAACAAGGAAAUCUAGAAGAUGGUGAUCAACCUAGCGGUGGAGUUAUACUUGAAUCGUGUCUCCAACCGAGUGACGUGUCAGAGGAAAUUAUGAGUUUUACUGAGGGCAUUUACUCUGUUGCUCCUGCAGAAAGAAAUAACCCUGUAAGCUUUUUCAAGACUCCCAAACUCGAGGCCAUGGCUUUUCCAGUGCAGUUCCCGAGCGGGCAAAACACGCUCGAUGAAGAGAGACCGAUAAAACUCACACCGAGCAAGUAUUUCAAAACCCGACUGUGUUGCGUGGAUGAACGUUUUGCGAGGGAUCCGACCUACUUGUUCUUUGCUCAGUUUGUGACCGAAAUCUACCAGGCGACGUCGAGCAUGUCAAUACAGCUACGCAAAGGUAAACCGUUUACCCGAGAUGGUCGGAGAAUUACCAACGCUAUGCUUCAGGACAAACGUCAAGUUGAAAAACUGGUGCGCAGCAAAGACGCCGUCCGCUUCAUGACGCCGCUGAGAGGCACGCCAGCCUAUUGGGAGAGAACCACCAAAGAUCUUUUUGCAAUGAUCCGACAGCUGGGUACACCCACGUUCUUUUGCACAUUUUCUGCUGCUGAAAUGCGUUGGGAAGAGGUCAUCACUGCCAUCAAAGCGCAACAAGGUGAAGUGGUGAAUUUUGCUGGAUUGGACUGGGCUACCAAGUGCGAAAUUCUACGCGGCAAUCCGGUGACGACGAUGCGCAUGUUUGACAAACGUGUGGAAGCUCUGUUCAGAGAUUUGAUCCUCUCUCCGGCGCAACCGAUUGGUGAAGUGGUUGACUACUUUUACCGAUUGGAGUUUCAGCACAGAGGAAGUCCUCACAUUCAUUGCCUCAUAUGGGUUAAAGGUGCCCCUGUAUUUGAGGAAUCCUCAGACAAAGCCAUCUGUGAUUUUGUAUCCCGCUACAUCUCCGCUGAGCUGCCGGACCCGCAAAAGGAACCCGAAUUGUACAAAAAAGUCACAGAGGUUCAGAUGCACAGCAAAAGUCACUCCAAAACGUGUGUCAAACACCAGGGUGCAAAUUGCCGUUUUGGAUUCCCCAAACAACCGUGCCACGAAACGAUGAUCAUCAGACCUGCGCCCGUAGACGACGACAAUCGAGAUCGACACGCGGAGAAUCGCUCGGCGGCCAACGCCAAGCUUGUUCCCGUGCUAAAUCUCCUGAAUGAGCCUGAAACUUCAUCCAUGACUUUGCCUCAGCUGCUGGCUAAAUGCGAGCUCACCGGUGACGACUUUGUGAACUGUUUGCACCUGACGGCCUCGUCGAGUUCUGUCGUGCUUAAGCGAGAACCCAAAGACUGCUGGGUCAACUACUACAACCGCCAUUUGCUUCUUGCCUGGGAUGGAAAUCUGGACAUUCAAUACAUCCUGAAUGCCUAUUCUUGCAUCGCGUACAUCUGCAGCUACAUCAGCAAAGCGGAACACGGUCUGAGCCAAUACCUGAAAUCGGUCAUUGAGAACUCCCGCAACGAAAAUGUCAACGAGAACGACGAAAUGAAACAAAUUAUGCAAGCGUACUCCAAGAAGAGGGAAGUGAGUGCUCAGGAGUGUGUGGCGCGCGCAUGCGGCCUGCAUAUGAAACAGUCCUCCCGCAUGGUGGUAUUUGUACAAACGAGUGACAAUGCGCUGAAAAUGAGUUAUCCUCUCUCGCUGCUUGAGGGCAAAACCCAGGACUCGCACGAAGUGUGGAUGACUGGGCUGCCGGACAAGUAUAAAUGCAGACCUCAAACGGAGGAAUUUGAAGUCAUGUGCUUGGCUGAUUUCGCAUCAAGGUGCAGAAUUGUUUACGGUAAACAAGUCAAAGGUAAAAACGUUUUGCGUCUGCUGAACGAUAUGGGGUUUGUACAAAAAAGAACAGAAAAACCUGCGGUCAUCAAAUAUUGUAAAUUCUCAGAACAAAAGAAUCCAGAGGAAUAUCACCGCACCUUGCUCAAGCUGUACCUGCCUCAUCGUGCUGAUUGCCAGUUGAAAUCUGAACGCUUUCCCACCUCACAGUUGUUCCACGAGCAUGCCUGUGUACAGUUACCGUACGCCGACCAUGUGGAGCGCGUGUCUGAAAUCGUCAAGAGGAACAGAAAAACGUACGAGGGACACAGUGGAGACAUUGAAGAUGCCAUCAGAGAGUUGGAGGAAAGCGGGCUCAAUGUGAACGAAUGGUGCCACCUGGCUCCCGAGAGUGAGCUGCAAAGACUCGAAUGCAUUGAGGAAAUCAACGCGAGAGACGACCCGACUGAGAACGCGGAGGAAAACGUCCCCGACUAUAACGUGAGAUCGGCGACGAGAGAAACGGCUAUUGUGGCUGAACCUGCUGCCAUCGAUCCCACGGUGUUACGCAGUAUGUAUCGAAACCUGAACCGAAAACAAGCGUCUGUGUUCUACAAGGUCCGAGAUUGGUGCGUGAAACGUGUUUGUAGCUCGAAGCCGAUCGAGCAGUUUUUCUACUAUGUCAACGGUGGCGCCGGGACCGGCAAAUCGCAUCUGAUCAAAUGCAUCCACGCGGAGGCCACGAAAAUACUGCUCAGACUACCACGACUGGCUGAGGAAGCGGACAUUUGCAAACAGACUGUUGUUCUCGCAGCCUUCACGGGUACGGCGGCAUUUAACAUUUCAGGGACCACUUUGCAUUCUCUCCUCAAACUGCCGAGAAGUCUCAGACCCCCGUAUCAAGGCCUGGGCAACAAACUGGACGAAGUCAGAGCGGAGCUUUCGAUCGCUGAAAUACUCAUUAUCGACGAGAUUUCCAUGGUGUCAAAAGACCUUUUUGCCUACGUGAGUACCAGAUUGAAACAAAUCAAAGGAAUCGAUUUACCUUUUGGCGGUAUGUCUGUGCUUGCUGUCGGAGAUUUCUUUCAGCUCCCUCCUAAAAAUGAUGCCGCCUUUGCCGAAGUGCUGAACAGACUCCGCGUCAAAGACAGGUCUCGCGAACUGUCGGAACCGGACGCAUCUCUGCUUGCUACGAGACAGGAGGAGAGGAUGCAGAAUACCGGAGUGGUGCGCCGGCAGUUUCCCGUUAAGCUUGCUUUUGCUUGCACGAUCCAUAAGAAACGCACCUCCGAGGAUCUGCGGCCGCCUGCUUGGAAGGCUAUACCAUGUUUCACAGGAAUCGAAGUGAUUCUUAUACAACCUGUCCCGACUUGGCGACAAAACUCGGUGGCGGCGUAG
Syngnathus typhle (broad-nosed pipefish) is the source of this 4101-nucleotide messenger RNA. RefSeq lists its product as uncharacterized. The record is from RefSeq and is a predicted model, not a curated record. Gene Ontology annotation, biological process: DNA repair; telomere maintenance. NCBI's taxonomy places the organism in Eukaryota, Metazoa, Chordata, Actinopteri, Syngnathiformes, Syngnathidae. The transcript is spliced from 5 exons. Bases 316 to 4101 code for a protein of 1261 amino acids. Gene Ontology annotation, molecular function: DNA helicase activity.